AUGGAGAAGUGCACGAAACGCCUCCAUGCAUUAGCGCUCCUUCUUCUCGUAUGCUUCGCUACUCAUGCACAAGGCAGUGGCACGGAGUCCGGUGACGCCGAGGCUUUUGCGUGCUACAAGCUUAAUGUUUUCCCAUCCUGCAAUCCAAAGACAAGUCGAUGCUACUGUUGUACAAUGGAUCAGUGCAAAACCCGCUAUGGCACAAUGGAUGAGUGCCAAGCUCACUGUGUAGCUUCGCCUUUGGGUGUAAAUGAGCCAGCGGCACCCUCCUCCUCCUCCUCCUAUGUACUUCCAUGA
This is a messenger RNA of Triticum turgidum subsp. durum (durum wheat), 297 nucleotides long. The record is from the annotation of a GenBank genome assembly. Lineage: Eukaryota; Viridiplantae; Streptophyta; Magnoliopsida; Poales; Poaceae.